AUGCAGGCAACUUGCAACCUGCCUCUAGCAGCUUCCAGCAAGCUGCCUGCAGCAGCUUGCUGCCUGGCUGUGCAGGCAGCAAGCAACAAGCUGCCUGCGCACAGCAGCAUUGCUACAGCAAGCUCAAUCAUUGUCGGUUUUAUAUAUGUAAUUAUCUUCCACAGGGUAGCAAUGGCGGAUCGAAAUAGUAAAUGGGUUGGAGUAGGGUUCGUAACCUACGCCUAUAUUUUGCUCUAUAUCGCGCUCUCUAGUGGCCAGAUCUUCUUCAACAAGUGGGUUCUGUCGUCAGAGGAAAUUAAUUUUCCAUAUCCUCUUGGAUUGACCCUACUUCACAUGAUCUUCUCCUCUGUAUUGUGUUUUAUGCUUACUAAAGUUUUCAAGAUUAUGAAAGUUGAAGAAGGGAUGACUUUGGAAAUAUAUAUAUCUUCAGUCAUCCCAAUUGGUGCUAUGUUUGCUAUGACUCUUUGGCUUGGAAACACUGCUUACCUGUAUAUAUCUGUUGCAUUUGCUCAAAUGUUGAAAGCAAUCAUGCCAGUUGCAGUUUUCAUUCUUGGUGUAGUAGCUGGACUUGAAAUAAUGAGCUGCAGGAUGCUUCUUAUAAUGUCAUUGAUUAGUUUCGGUGUACUGGUAGCUUCAUAUGGGGAAGUAAAUAUCAGCUGGGUCGGUGUUUUUUACCAAAUGGGAGGUGUUGUUGGAGAAGCUUUGAGGCUAAUAUUUAUGGAGAUUUUGGUGAAAAGGAAGGGUCUUAAAUUGAACCCUGUAUCUGUGAUGUACUAUGUUAGCCCCUGCAGUGCUAUUUUCCUCUUAAUUCCCUGGAUCUUUCUAGAGAAGUCGAAGAUGGAUGCACAGGGGACCUGGAACUUCAAACCUGUUGUCCUGACUCUUAAUUCUCUUUGUACUUUUGCCCUCAAUCUUUCAGUUUUUCUUGUCAUCUCGCAUACAAGUGCUUUGACUAUUCGUGUGGCAGGAGUUGUCAAGGAUUGGGUUGUAGUUCUACUAUCGGCCAUUCUUUUUGCAGAUACAAAGCUGACACUUAUCAAUCUGUUUGGUUAUGCAAUUGCUAUUGUAGGGGUAGCUGCGUACAAUAACCACAAGUUGAAAAAGGAAGCUUCUCGAGUUGUGAAUUCAGACCAGCCUGCUGAAUCGCUCCCGCUAGUUUCAUCUCAAACUUCAAAUAAGUAA
Fraxinus pennsylvanica is the source of this 1182-nucleotide messenger RNA. The record is from the annotation of a GenBank genome assembly. NCBI's taxonomy places the organism in Eukaryota, Viridiplantae, Streptophyta, Magnoliopsida, Lamiales, Oleaceae.